This is a messenger RNA of Lolium rigidum, 3992 nucleotides long. RefSeq lists its product as uncharacterized. Gene Ontology annotation, molecular function: protein binding. NCBI's taxonomy places the organism in Eukaryota, Viridiplantae, Streptophyta, Magnoliopsida, Poales, Poaceae. The transcript has 6 exons. The record is from RefSeq and is a predicted model, not a curated record. Bases 1 to 2793 code for a protein of 930 amino acids.
AUGGAAGGCCAGGGAGAACCCCCCAACCAGCGCGCAGCGCUCCCCCUCGUGGCCGCGCCCGACGCCGCCCCUACGGUCCCCGGAGGCCGCAGUGAUUACUUCAGCCGCCUCCCCGACCACCUCAUCGUCCGCAUCCUCCUCAAGGUCGGCACCAAACAAGCCGUCAAGAUGGGCGGCGUCUCCCGGCAAUGGCGCCGCGUAUGGACCCAGCUCUCCGUCCUCGAAUCCGACGGCGUCGACUCCUCCGUUCCUGCCCGUGCCCUCGCCGCCCACAAAGCCCACGGGGAGGACGGCAUCCACAGCCUCACUGUCUCCCCCAACCAGGUCGACGGGAAGCAAACCACCGCCUGGCUGUCCCUCGCCGCGCCCCUCCUCUCCGGCGUGCUCUACUUCGACAACAACAGCCAUGCUAUGUCGCGGGAGACACUACAGCUGUUUCUGCACGACGUCGAGGAGGCGGUGAUGCGAAGAGGCGCGUUUGAGUUGCCCUGCUUCAACAAAGCUACCGUGAUUCGGAUGGACCUCGGGUUUCUUGGUAUGGCGCUGCCACCGGCUGGCGUCUUCCAUGCGCUCAGGGUGAUGCGGCUGGAGCACUUCUGGUUUCGAGGCCAACUUAGCUUGAGCGAUAACAUGCUUCCGUCAUUGCGAGAUCUAUUCAUCCGCAGGGUCCAUGGGUUGACCAUACUGAUGCUCAGCUCCAAGUAUCUGCUGGAUAUUCAUCUGUGCCUCCUCCCUGAGCUUCGGCGGCUCAACAUCCUGGCUCCAAGGCUGGAGGAGCUAGAGGUGACCGGCUGCUUUUAUGUGCCGGAAUCAGUUGCCAGGAUUGCUGCGGAGAGAUUGGAGAUUCUCAAGUGGGAAGUGCCUUGUGUUCCAGAGCUCGCAGAGAUGCCACACCUCCGCGCGCUCAGAGUCCCUCCUAUUACCACGCAUUGGUCGGAAGAUUUUUGUGAAGACCUUAAUUGCUUUCCGGCAGCCAACCAUCUCGCGCUUGCGAUAAUUCUUGGUCUGCGGAUGAAUGGGCUGCCGCUCUUGAUGGAAGACAUAACCAUCCCUUGUGUGAAUGUAUUAUGGUUAUACUUAGAAACAAAUGAUCAUGUUUUUGAAGGAAGAGUAUUGCAGUUGCUCACGAAGUCUGGCAUAAGAGAGCUGCACCUAUACUUCCAAGUUCAAGAUGAGGUGCAAGACUUCUACUCACCAGAUUGCAUCUGCUACAAAUCUAGACCAUUCUUCAACAACAGCCAUACUGUGUCGCGGGAGACACUACAGCUGCACGACGUCAAGGAGGCGGUGAUGCGAAGAGGCGCGUUUGAGUUGCCCUGCUUCAACAAAGCCACCGUGAUUCGGAUGGACCUCGGGUUUCUUGGUAUAGCGCUGCCACCGGCUGGCGUCUUCCAUGCGCUCACGGUGAUGCGGCUGGAGCACUUCUGGUUCCGAGGCCAACUUAGCUUGAUCGAUACCAUGCUUCCGUCAUUGCGAGAUCUAUUCAUCCGCCGGGUCCGUGGGUUGACCAUACUGAUGCUCAGCUCCAAGUCUCUGCUGGAUAUUCAUCUGUGCCUCCUCCCUGAGCUUCGGCAGCUCAAUAUCCUGGCUCCAAGGCUGGAGGAGUUAGAGGUGACAGGCUGCUUUUAUGUGCCGAAACCAGUUGCUACCAUUGCUGCGGAGAGACUAGAGAUUCUCAAGUGGGAAGUGCCUUGUGUUCCAGAGCUCGGAGAGAUGCCACACCUCCGCAUGGAAGGCCAGGGCAAAGCCCCCAACCAGCGUGCCGCGCUCCCCCUUGUCGCCACCCCUACGAUCCCCGGAGGCAGCAGUGAUCACUUCAGCCGCCUCCCCGACCACCUCCUCGUACACAUCCUCCUCCGGAUCCCCACCAAGAAAGCCGUCGAGAUGAGCGCCCUCUCCCGGCAAUGGCGCGGUGUAUGGACUCAACUCCCCAUCCUCAAAUUCGACGGCGUUGAAUCAUCCGUUCCUGCUCAUGCCCUCGCCGUCUACAGGGCCCACGGAGGGCUCGACAUCCACAGCUUCACCGUCUACACGAACCAGAUGGACGCGCAGGAUGCCGCCGCCUGGCUGUCCCUCCUAGCGCCCCUGCUCACCGGUAGGCUCUACUUCGACAACACUGAUGAUGUGUCACCGGAGACACUGCAGCUUCUUCUGCAGGAGGAGGCGGAGGUGCCAAGAGACGCUUUUGAGUUGCCCUGCUUCAAGAAGGCCACCGAAAUUUGGAUGGACCUUGGGUUUCUUCGCUUAGCGAUGCCACCAGCUGCCGUGUUUGAUGUGCUCAGGGUGAUGUGGCUCGAGCGCUUCUGGUUCCAAGGCCAAUUUAGCUUGAGCGAUACCAUGCUUCCCUCAUUACAAAAACUAACCAUCCGCAGGGUCCGUGGGUUGGUCAGGCUGAUGCUCAACUCCAAGUCUCUGUUGUAUAUUCAGUUGUCACUCCUAGUUGAGAUUCCACGUAUCAACAUUCUGGCUCCAAGGCUUGAGGAGUUAGACGUGACGAGCUGCUUUUAUGAUGUGCCAGAACCAGUGGCAAGCAUUGAUGCAGAGAGAUUACAGAUACUCAGAUGGGAAGUGCCUUGUGUUCCAAAACCUGUCUCCCUCAGAAAAAUACCACAUCUCUUGGUGCUCGGAGCCCCUCCCAUUUCCACUCUUUGGCCGGAAAAGAUUUGUGCAGACUUUCUUGAUUGCUUUCCAGUUGUUGACCGCCUCGAGCUUCAAAUAAGUCUUGGUGUGUGCAAAUAUCCUUCAGGGGCAGCAUUGUUGGUUCUGCUACCAGUGGUUUUGACUUCCGAUUAGGAUAUUGUACUGGUAUUUUCCUAGUUUUGUGCAUAUAUGCAAAGAUUGUUAGAAAGUUAAGUAAGGUUGCAGUUUUUAAAUCUGCCACUGAGAUUGGAAAUCCAAUGUAGAUCAAGAAAUGAAACUUGGAAUGGUUGAUCACUCCGUGUCCCACUAAUUUCCAAUGGUCUGCGACGAGAACUUCAUUUAAACAUUCAGUUCGCUGUCACUUGUCUUCGGUGUGUAAUGUCAAGUUUACAGUUGUCUGUGCUAGUACACUUGGGAAGCUACACAUUUGAAAUAUGCAUAUGUUCGAGUCUCUCUGGGUUCUCAAGACUGGAAAAAAACAUCUUUACUUUCAUGCCACUUCAUAAUCAGUUUACUGGAGUUCACAUGGUGAAUUGGCGAACUUAUGAAACUACUUCCUUUCUGUUUCUUGAUGUCGACUAGUGCAAACAUGUCUGUCAAGCCGCUGAUGAAUGGGUCGCCGCUCUUGAUGGAAGGCAUAAUCAUCCCUUAUGUGAAAGUAUUGUGGUUAUACUUGGAAACAAAUGGCCAUGUUUAUGAAGGAAGAGUAUUGCAGUUGCUCACAAAGUGUUCUAGUAUUACAGAGCUGAACCUAUCGUUCCAAGUUCGAGAUGAGGUGCAGGAUUUCUGUUUACCAGACUGCAUCUGCCACAAUGAAUCUGGAAUUUGGGAAGCCAAGGUUGUUCUUAUGAGGGCUCUAAAGAAUGUAGAUAUCGUCAACUUCCAUGGGAGUCCACGUGAAGUUCACAUUGUGGAACAGCUGGUGCGAAGGGCACCGAGGCUCGAAGUAUUGAGAGUAUUCUCGAAUGUCACUGAUCAUUCAUUGGAGGGCAUUCCAUGCUUAUGCCCUCCGGGAUGUAACUUCCAUAUUUAUUACUGGGAUACUAGAAGCAAAGAGUGGAACAACUAGUGCAAAGGGAGCCGAGCCUUGAAGUACUAAUAAUAACCAUGAUUGGGUAUCAUACAUUGAGCGGCAUUGCGAGCUCAUGCCCUCCAGAGUGUAUAAUCGAUAUUGUAGAGAUACUGGAAGCAAAGAGGAAUAGGCAGAUGUGAUCUCUGACUUGCUAUUAGAACCCUUAAGCAUACAUAUACAUGUUCAUUGUAAAUUUUCGGUACGGACCAUGGUGUACGCGGUGGGUGUAUUUGGAUCACGAAUGAUGACCGAGGUUGAAGAAUCUCGUAUAUUGGGUUCG